AUGGAGCUGUUUGAGAAAAAAGCUAUGUCAUUGAUUUCCUUACUACUACUGAUUAUGAUUUCAUCAUUAGCAAUAGAAGGAGAAGCGAGAGCGAAUCUUCCCUCUACAAAAAAUGACAACAAUGAAAAUUCUAGCGGUGAUGAAAAAAUCGGAGGCGUAUUCGUAUAUAAAACGACGGUUCAAAUCUUCAACAAUUUGGACAAUCAAAACCAACUUACAGUUCAUUGCAAGUCCGCUGAUGAUGAUUUAGGUGCUCAUGUUGUGGCCAACAAUCAAGAUUACGAGUUUAAAUUCCGAAUCAAUUUUGCAGGUACUACUUUGUAUUUCUGUGGUCUUACCUGGGUUGGUGGAACAGGAUCGUAUGACAUUUUUAGAGCAAGCAGAGAUUCAUUCAGAUGCGCCUCAAAGUGUGUUUGGAGGGCUCAUAACGAUGGAAUUUAUGGCUUCAAAGAGGGUUCAAAUCAAACGACUGCUGAUAUCAUUUACAAAUGGUCUUAA
This is a messenger RNA of Humulus lupulus (European hop), 498 nucleotides long. Its product is annotated as S-protein homolog 24-like. The coding region runs from base 1 to 498 and encodes 165 amino acids. The record is from RefSeq and is a predicted model, not a curated record. The transcript has a single exon. NCBI's taxonomy places the organism in Eukaryota, Viridiplantae, Streptophyta, Magnoliopsida, Rosales, Cannabaceae.